GGUUGUGUUGUGAGAUUAGGUACAGAACACCUGGGCUAACAUAUAGAAGGAUUAAUAUACAGCAUGCAAUACAUCUGACAGUGAUGGCUUCUUAUUUGAAUUUGAUUUUCCUUGUCUGCAUCAUCUUGGACGAGACCUCUUCUGUUUCACAAUCUGGCACAUCAAAUCCUCACCUCGACUGCCCUGCCGACGUGUACAUUGUCUUAGAUACAUCUGAAAGUGUUGCACUCAGAGCUCAGCCCUACGGAGCCCUUGUGGAGAGCAUAAAGUCCUUUGCAGUAGAUUUAGUGGAUCGACUAAACAGCAGAUUCCAUCCAUGUGACAGGUUACUGACGUGGAACGCUGGGGCUCUACACUACAGUGAUGAGGUGAAUAUUAUAAGUGAAGUGGUCAGUAUGGAGACCAAUAAGACAGGACUGAAAAAAGCCAUUGAAUCAGUGUCUUAUCUUGGAAAAGGAACCAACACUGACUGUGCCAUCACUGCGGCUACAGGACAACUUCUGACUGGGGGAGGCUACAGGAAGGGCAACAAGUUCAUGGUAAUUGUGACCGAUGGGCAUUCCAAUGAUGGAUACAGAGAGGCAUGUGGUGGAGUCCGCUACGCUGUCACUGAAGCAAAGUCUGCAAACAUCAAGCUGUUUAGUGUGGCAAUCACCCCCAACCACAUGGCUGACCGCAUGUUGGAGAUAGCCACAGAUUCUAGAUACAGCUUCGUUCUGUCUGCAGCCAGUGGUGACUCUGUGGGAUUUAAGAAUACAGCAUCAGCCAUCGUCACUCAGAUUCUGGAAGAUUCACAAACAACGUGUUGUGCCUAUGAAUGCGAGGGGUUGCGAGGGCCACCUGGACCUCCUGGAAUGCUAGGUGAACAGGGCAGUGAAGGGAGGAGGGGUCCUUCUGGAAAACCAGGUGGUGCUGGACAAAAGGGAGCUACUGGUGAUGCAGGACCUCCAGGACAUGCAGGAAUUAAGGGCUCUAGAGGCCAGAUCGGUGCCAAGGGCUUCAGGGGACAAAAAGGACCAAAGGGAGUCAGUGGUAGAAAUGGUCUUGAUGGGAAGGAUGGAGCAAAGGGUGAGCCUGGUUUACCUGGGUUACCUGGAUGUAAAGGUGAAGUUGGACCUGAAGGUCCAUCAGGUCUUGUAGGUCAGAAGGGUGACCCAGGAUCCUAUGGCACCAAAGGAGAAAAGGGUAACAGAGGAAUACUUGGACUGGAAGGAUUGGCAGGAGUGCCUGGUGCCACUGGAGGAAAGGGAGAACAAGGACCAGUAGGACAAAAGGGAAACAAGGGAGAAAGAGGAGAUGAGGGGGAUACUGGGAAACGUGGAUCGACAGGAAAAAGGGGUGAAAAAGGGGAACAAGGGAUGAGAGGACCUCCAGGAAUCCGGGGGUCUCAAGGAGACAAGGGCAAAGAUGGACCAGUAGGCCCACAAGGACAUGACGGGAUUGCUGGAGAAAAUGGCUGCACAGGGACUGCAGGGGAAAUCGGUAUUAAUGGCUUCAAAGGAGAACCAGGCCCGGCCGGACCCGAGGGUAGUAAAGGUGCGAAAGGCUUGGUGGGCCUUAGAGGAGAACCAGGAGCACCAGGUGAUAGGGGAGAAGAAGGAGAACCAGGUCAAGGAAUAACAGGAGCAAUGGGAUUUCAGGGAUUUCCAGGGCUAAGAGGACCAGAUGGACCAAAGGGAGCCAGAGGCUACCUUGGCAUGAAAGGAGAACAAGGAAUACCUGGAGAUGAUGGUGAUGAUAAUUACGAGCUUGGAAGAGAAGGAGAAAGGGGUCCAAAAGGAUAUAUUGGCACCCCAGGAGAACAAGGUCUCCCAGGUAUGCCUGGCCUUCCUGGACCAAAUGAAUGUGAAAUACUUGACAUCAUCCAAAAACUCAGCUCAUGCUGUGGUGAGUAA
This is a messenger RNA of Spea bombifrons (plains spadefoot toad), 1895 nucleotides long. Its product is annotated as collagen alpha-1(VI) chain-like. NCBI's taxonomy places the organism in Eukaryota, Metazoa, Chordata, Amphibia, Anura, Pelobatidae. The record is from RefSeq and is a predicted model, not a curated record. The coding region runs from base 84 to 1895 and encodes 603 amino acids. The transcript has 30 exons.